This is a messenger RNA of Drosophila obscura, 2663 nucleotides long. RefSeq names its product V-type proton ATPase 116 kDa subunit a1-like. Gene Ontology annotation, cellular component: vacuolar proton-transporting V-type ATPase complex; vacuolar proton-transporting V-type ATPase, V0 domain; plasma membrane. The transcript is spliced from 4 exons. Gene Ontology annotation, molecular function: proton-transporting ATPase activity, rotational mechanism; ATPase binding. Gene Ontology annotation, biological process: vacuolar acidification; proton transmembrane transport. The record is from RefSeq and is a predicted model, not a curated record. NCBI's taxonomy places the organism in Eukaryota, Metazoa, Arthropoda, Insecta, Diptera, Drosophilidae. The coding region runs from base 52 to 2583 and encodes 843 amino acids.
GCACCGGAAAUUUGCCCCAACAAACAAAAAGGAUAGCAACAAUUAGUGAAAAUGUCAAAGUGGUGGAGUUUCGACUCCAAACAGGAGACCGACAGCAUCUUCCGCAGCGAGGUGAUGUCCUUGUGCCAGAUGUUUCUGCAGCCGGAGGCAGCCUACGACACGAUUGCCGAGCUCGGCGAGGUGGGCUGUGCCCAGUUUCGUGAUAUGAACAAGGGCGUGAUCGCCCAGCAGCGGAAAUUCAUCGGGGAGGUGCGUCGCUGCGAUGAGCUGGAGCGGAAGAUCCGCUAUGUGACCGCCGAGCUGGACAAGGACGGGCACAAGGUGCUCGACCUGAUGGACGAUUUCCCGCCCGCGCCAAAGCCCCGCGACAUAAUCGAGCUGGAGGCGCACCUGGAGAAGACGGAGACGGAGAUAAUUGAGCUGGCCGCCAACGACAUCAGCCUGCAGACCAACUACCUGGAGCUGACGGAGAUGAUUCAAGUGCUGGAACGGACAGACCAGUUCUUCUCGAACCAGGAGUCGCACAACUUUGACCAGAACAAGCGCGGCACCCACCGGGAUCCGGAGCAGACCAAUGGACACUUGGGUUUCGUGGCCGGCGUCAUCAAUCGGGAGAGGGAGUACGCCUUCGAGCGCAUGCUCUGGCGCAUCUCCCGCGGCAACGUUUUCGUGCGCCGCGCAGAGGUGGACGUGCCCCUGAAGGACCCUCGCACGGGCAGUGUCCUGCACAAGAGCGUCUUCGUGGUGUUCUUCCAGGGCGACCAGCUGCAGGCCCGCAUUCGCAAGGUGUGCACCGGCUUCCACGCCCACAUGUAUCCCUGCCCCAGCUCGCACGCGGAGCGCAUGGAGAUGGUGAAAAGUGUGCGCACGCGCCUGGACGACCUGAAGGCCAUCAUCAGCCAGACGGAGGACCACCGCAACUGCGUGCUGAACGCGGUGGGCAAGCAGCUGCCCAAGUGGUCGGCGAUGGUCAAGAAAAUGAAGGCCAUCUACCACACCCUGAACCAGUUCAAUGUGGAUCUGGGCAGCAAGUGCCUGAUUGGCGAGGCCUGGGUGCCCAAGCGGGAGCUGGAGCUGGUGGAGACGGCCCUCGCCGCAGGAUCAGCCAUCGUGGGCAGCACCGUUCCCUCGUUUAUCAACGUGCUGGACACCAAGAAGGAGCCGCCCACCUACUACAGGCUAAACAAGUUCACGCGCGGCUUCCAGAACCUGAUCGACGCCUACGGCAUAAGCAGCUACCGGGAGGCGAACCCCGGCCUGUACACCUGCAUCACCUUCCCGUUCCUGUUCGCGGUGAUGUUCGGCGACAUGGGCCACGGCACCAUUCUGUUCCUUCUGGGCCUGUGGAUGGUCCUGGACGAGACACGCCUCAUGAAGAAGCGGGGCGGAGAGAUCUGGAACAUCUUCUUUGCGGGACGCUACAUUAUCCUGCUGAUGGGGCUGUUCGCCAUGUACACGGGCUUCCACUACAACGACAUAUUCUCCAAGUCGAUAAAUGUGUUCGGCUCCCACUGGGUGAACGUCUACAAUCGAACCACCGUGCUGACCAAUCCGACGCUGCAGUUGAACCCUUCGGUGGCCACGCGCGGCGUCUACCCCAUGGGCCUGGAUCCCGUCUGGCAGUCGGCAUCGAACAAGAUCAUCUUCCUCAACACGUACAAGAUGAAGCUAUCCAUCAUCUUUGGUGUGCUGCACAUGACCUUCGGCGUGUGCAUGUCGGUGGAGAACUUUGUGUUCUUCAAGAAGUAUGCCUAUAUCUUCCUGCAGUUCGUGCCGCAGGUGCUCUUCCUGCUGCUGAUGUUUGGCUACAUGUGCUUCAUGAUGUUCUACAAGUGGAUCAAAUACAGCCCGACCACCGAUGUCCUGGCCGACACACCGGGCUGUGCCCCCUCCGUGCUGAUCAUGUUCAUCGAUAUGGUGCUGUUCAAGACCGAAACGGCUUCGCCGGGCUGCGAUGUUAACAUGUUCCCCAUUCAGAAAGAGAUUGAAAUGAUUUUCUUCGCGCUGGCAAUCGUUUGCAUUCCAUGGAUCCUUUGUGGCAAGCCCCUCUACAUCAAGUUCCAUCGCCGCAACAGGCCCGCUGAACCUGUGGUAGAGGUCGAUGAAAUCGUGGAGAAGAUCGAGGUCACCGGGAAGGAGGUUAUCAUCACGGAAGUGGCCGAGGCCCACGAGUCUGGUGGCCAUAACGAGGAGGAUGACGAGCCCAUGAGCGAGAUCUGGAUACACCAGGCCAUCCACACCAUCGAGUACAUCCUGAGUACCAUCUCGCACACAGCCUCCUAUCUGCGUCUCUGGGCUCUGUCCCUGGCCCAUGCGCAGCUCUCGGAGGUGCUGUGGACUAUGGUUUUGUCGAUGGGUCUGCAAUUUCCGGGCUACAUCGGAGCCAUUGCGCUGUUCUUUAUCUUCGCCGUCUGGGAGUUCUUCACCAUCGCCAUCAUGGUGAUGAUGGAGGGUCUGUCCGCCUUCCUGCACACCCUGCGUCUGCACUGGGUGGAGUUCAUGAGCAAGUUCUAUGCGGGAGCAGGCUAUCCAUUCACGCCCUUCAGCUUCAAAGAACUCUUGACCGUGGUCGAUGAUGACUGAAGCGGGACGGUCUACAUUCGAUAUGUAACUCUAAUCUAAGUGGGUGACCAGAGCCCAACAAUAAACGAAGCAUUACAGAA